Molecule: messenger RNA, 1271 nt
Organism: Gastrolobium bilobum
Lineage: Eukaryota; Viridiplantae; Streptophyta; Magnoliopsida; Fabales; Fabaceae
Product: chloroplast processing peptidase-like
Exons: 7
Coding region: 150-734 (194 amino acids)
Biological process (GO): thylakoid membrane organization
Cellular component (GO): chloroplast thylakoid membrane
Molecular function (GO): serine-type endopeptidase activity
Source: RefSeq, a predicted model, not a curated record
UUUUUUAGGAAACUUGGUCACUAAGUAUCUUUUCGCAUCUCUCUCUCUCUCUCUCUUCUCCAAUUUCAUCCGAACUCGUUCCAUUUCAGUCAAAAGCAAAAAAAUCUCAUCAUUUCACACUCUGCAACUCUUGAAUUCGAGUUUGAGUCAUGAGCUUCUUGAGGCCCUCUGCAUUGUACCACUUUCUGAUCACUUAUCCUUCCCUGCAAUGGAUGCCAUGUCAGAGUUGGGGCUUCCUUCGAUGGCCUGGUCUUGACGGCUUCUUGAGGCUUUUGGUGGUUGUUCUUCUCUGGUCUACCUUCUCUGAGCUUCGUUACAUACCCUCAUCUUCUAUGUACCCCACCCUUCGUGUUGGCGAUCGAAUUAUUGUAGAAAAGGCUUCUUAUUACUUCAGGAGUCCUGCUAUACAUGAUAUUGUAACGUUCCUGGAUCCAACACAGUUUUCUGGAAACAAAACAGAUGUUGUUUUUAUUAAGAGAGUUGUUGCAAAAGCAGGAGAUACUGUUGAGGUUCAUCAUGGGGGACUCUACAUCAAUGGUGUAGCUCAGGAGGAAGAUUUCAUAGCAGAGCCAGCAACAUACACAACAAAAUUAACUUAUGUGCCAAAAGGCCAUGUUUAUGUGUUGGGGGAUAAUCGUAACAAUAGUUAUGAUUCCCAUGUUUGGGGACCACUUCCUGUUAAAAACAUAGUUGGAAGACAUGUCAUGUGCUAUCACAGACCAACAAACAUUUGACACAAAUAAAUUUGAGAUGUACUGGAGGAACUAUAUUCUUUUCUACUUUGGUUUGACCAAGGAGACGGCAUAAUAGGCCAUGGGAUUUCCAAGAAGAGUUCCCUCCCGCUGUUCCACUAACGAAUCAUAUCAUUUCUCAUAUGCUCAUAGCGAGGCUCCUUAAUUCAGAGCAUGAAACAAACUUACAGAAAAAAAUCAUACGAUUUCUACAGGGUUCAGUGUUGUUUGUGUAAUGAAGCAUGUCAUUUACUAACUGAUAUUCGUAUAGGAAUCUCAGUUUCUUUGGUAGUAUUUGUAAUAUAGGCUUAUUUAAGUUGCAGUCAAGGAAAUGUGUGAAAGACAAACAUCUUUUUCAUGUUUUGGACAUUUUAAGUCUUGUUUCUCAAUUGCCACAGGAGACUUUACUUUUAAAAGUUAAAACAUGUAAUAGACACAUGGCAAAAGCGUCCUGGUAGCUUUUCCAACAUAAUUGCUUUAUUCUUUUACCAUUUUUUAGUUCACUAAGCUUGAUUUUUAGCCAUACAAGUCUUUAGGCAA